AUGAGAGCAGAGGAGAGCAGGAGAGAGCAGGAGAGAGCAGGAGAGAGCAGGAGAGAGCAGGAGAGAGCAGGAGAGAGCAGGAGAGAGCAGGAGAGAGCAGGAGAGAGCAGGAGAGAGCAGGAGAGAGCAGGAGAGAGCAGGAGAGAGCAGGAGAGAGCAGAGGAGAGCAGAGAAGAGAGACGAAGAGAGGAAAGGAGAGGAGAGGAGAAGGCUUAG
Molecule: messenger RNA, 216 nt
Organism: Botrytis deweyae
Lineage: Eukaryota; Fungi; Ascomycota; Leotiomycetes; Helotiales; Sclerotiniaceae
Exons: 1
Coding region: 1-216 (71 amino acids)
Source: RefSeq, a predicted model, not a curated record